Messenger RNA from Racocetra persica, 749 nucleotides. The record is from the annotation of a GenBank genome assembly. Lineage: Eukaryota; Fungi; Glomeromycota; Glomeromycetes; Diversisporales; Gigasporaceae.
AUGUCCGAAAAAUCUUGGCAUAUAGAAGUUUUGUAUCCGAUAUUCAGAGUUCUGGUUUCAGGUCUGAAAUACCUAAAAUUUAAAAUGGAUGAAUCUUUUACGGAGUCGAGCCGAGAAGCUAGUAGAGAAUUAUCUUCACCAUCAAAUCUCACAACUAUUUCAUCAUCAUCAUGUUCGAACAGUGAUAAUUAUAUUAGUGAAAGUGAGUUUGUAUUCGUCAAUUUGAAUGCUGAACAUUUUUCAGAAACCGGUAAUACAACAAAUGGAAUACGUCCUGAUGGACAACUAAUAUGUGAAAGCAUACUCUCUCGAUUCAAGAUGGAAGUAGGAUCACUUGAAUCAAGUAAACCUGCGAGUUCAUCUUUUAAUAAGAAAGAAUGUGAUGAAAUAAAGCUUAAGUUAGCAAUGUUAAUGUCUGGAGCCUAUAUUCGUCAUAAUUUUAAUCCUUCAUAUAUGUCGCUAUCUGUUCAAAAGUUACUUGAGGGGAUCGAAUAUGUGACUCUGCAAGUUCAUAAUGAGAGGUUAAUUGCACAUAUAUAUGAUUUCACUUACAGUCCAAUUAAAAUAAGACAAGCGUUGAUCGAUGUCAGUAUUCCGAAAUUGCGAAAAUGUUUAGAGAAUAUUGAUGCUAAUUUUGGGUUGCUGGCCAGUCGGUUUGAUGAUGGAGCUCCACCCGAACCAUUAAUCAACAAAAAAAAGGUUUAUCAAAAAUUUAUUCAUCUAAAAUUAUCAGAACUUUUGGCAAAGUG